GGGUCAAUUGUCAUCGUGUUUCUUACUUUCAUUGGAAAAUUCGUGGGUGCGAGUGAAAACGUAAAAUUUGUGUGAAAGUUUUCCACCAACAAAUAAGAAAAACGUUACAUAUAUGCGUAGCAAAAUCAGCAUAUAAAAUUGUUUCAAUAAAUUGUUGCAUUCGUUAGUCGAUUUCCCGCAGAAGGACAUAACCUUGAAACAUUACCUGUCUACCAGCAGUGAUCUAUUCAUUCCUUGUUUUUCGCAAGUAAACAGACACACUACGAAGGCCUGUCACCGCCAAGACGAUCAAUGUGAAGCAACAAGAAAACCACAUAAACGCAAAUAGAAAACUACUUGUGCUCCGGCUACAUAAAAGCCAUAAUAAACCGCGCUGAAUCAUUUUAUUACGACUGAUAAGAAACUGGCGUCAUAUUUAUGCAUACACAUAUUAGUAUCGAAUGUAUGCCAUUCCAGCUAAAAGCAGAAAAAUAGCUUUUGUGUACAACGUACUGCAAGUGUAUUGUGCGCGUUUAUUUACAUACAAGACUUGUUCAUUGAGCUUGUGAUUAUUGUGAUUUGUUUUGUGAAAACUUUAGUCAUUACCAACGUACGUACAUACAUAAUACGAAAACAAAUCAAGUAUAAAGCAACGACGUCAUCUGUGCGGUUACAUAUUGCAUGCCUACAAAGCAUUGUUGCGUUUGCAAUAUAAACAUUAACACACGCCGGUUCUGUAAAAGGCUUGGACUGGUAGAUCAACAAGCUUGUUAACCAAGUUAAUUGCAACGAAAUGCAAGACGAAAAGAUGCUAAGAUCGCAAUUAGCUAAAGGUAAGCAUUUAAAAACAAUGCCUUGGUUCGGCAUGGAUAUCGGCGGUACACUCACAAAGCUAGUCUACUUUGAACCAAAGGAUAUAACACCCGAUGAGCAAGAUCAAGAGGCUGAAAUUUUACGAAAUAUACGUCGCUAUUUGACCAAAAAUUCCGCCUAUGGCAAAACGGGACAUCGUGAUACACAUCUACAGAUGGACAACGUUGAGAUACGCAAACGCCGUGGCUCAUUGCAUUUCAUCCGCUUCCAAACCACUGACAUGAGCAAUUUCCUCCUAUUGGCCAAACAAAAGGGCAUGGCCGAACUGGUGACCACUGUUUGUGCAACGGGUGGUGGUGCAUUCAAAUUUGAGAAUGAAUUCCGACAGCAAGUCAACAUGAAACUCGCCAAAUUCGAUGAACUCGAUACGCUCAUCAAAGGCAUACUCUUCGCCGAGGUACAAAAUCCCACAGAGUGCUAUUUCUAUGAGAAUGCACGUGAUAUUAUGAAGAGUGAGAAACGUGCUUUUGAUUUCUCCAAACCGUAUCCCUUCAUUUUGGUUAAUGUCGGCUCGGGUGUGUCGAUAUUGGCCGUAUAUGGGCCAGACAAUUAUAAGCGUGUCUCCGGCACAAGUUUGGGUGGUGGUACAUUCCUUGGCCUCUGUUGCCUGCUAACCGGCUGCAAUUCAUUCGAGGAGGCAAUACAGCUCGCAACAAAAGGUGACAAUCGUAAGGUGGAUAAACUCGUGCGUGAUAUUUACGGCGGCGAUUAUGAUCGUUUUGGCUUAACGGGCGAUUUAGUGGCGUCGAGUUUUGGACAAAUGCAUAUUAAGGAUAAACGCUCGUCCGUGUCGCGUGAGGAUUUGGCCAAUGCCACAUUGGUAACAAUUACCAAUAAUAUAGGCUCAAUUGCACGCAUGUGUGCGCUGAAUGAGAAAAUGGACAAGGUCGUUUUUGUCGGCAACUUUUUACGUGUAAAUCCGAUUUCAAUGAAGCUACUUGCCUACGCCAUGGAAUUCUGGUCGAACGGCACACUCAAGGCGCUCUUCCUCGAGCACGAAGGCUAUUUCGGCGCAUUAGGUUGUCUGCUGCAGUUCAAUGGUGAAAUUGCGGCCGCUUUAAAUGAGACAGCGGAAACGUCACAACAACAAAAAACCGAAACAACAACAGCUGAUAAUAUUGCAAAUACCAUAAUUCCACAAACGCCACACAGUAACAACACUAACAAUAGUGAUAGUUGAAGUACAGGGACUGUUUCUAAUGUGUACUUUUAUUAGUUCGUAGCUCAAAGAAAUUUAAUAGAAAAAAGAACUAAAUAAUAACUAACUAAUAAUAUAAGAAGUGCUUGAAAAUAAAAAAGAAAUUAAAAUUGAAAAAAUACUAACAAAAAAGACAGACAGACAGACACAGACAAAGCAAGCGAAAUCAUAAUCAAAAUAAAGUUAAAUUAAUAAAAUACAUUUUUUAUGUGUUAGCAGCAAAAGGCAAAAGUAUGUAUGUAGUUUUUACCUAUGUAUGUAAUUUAAUUAAUAAAAGAAAACAAAACAACAACAACAAAUAAAUCAAAUAAAAAAUAAGUUGGUAAAGAGCAAACACAAACGUCCAUAAACUGAAUACUUAAUUUGUAUGUAUGUAUUGUAUAUAGAUUACAAUUGAGGCGCAUAGUCCAAACAUUUGACGCGGUGCGUCUUUUUGAACUGUCAGGAAAAGGAAGAAAAAAAGAAUUAAAUAAAUUUUCAACGAAUUAACAAUAUUUAAGCACUUAUACUGCAGCUAAAAUGCGCAAACAUUUAUUGUUGUUAUUAAAAAAAAAGCACGUGCUUUGUGUAAUACAGGGGCUGGGUUUUCAGAGUAUUUUUAAUUUUAAUUAAAAUAAGUGUUUUUUCGCUUAUUAACUGCACACAACUCUUAAACUUGAAGUAAUUAAUGAUAAAAAACAAAAAAUAUAUAUAAAAUAAUACAAAAUUUAAUUGCACAAAUAUCAUAUAUAAGCUUAUAAAAAAAUUAUUAAGUGACAUUAAAAAGAUUAAAAUUAAUUAUUUUAGUUAAUUUAAUAAAUUAAAAGGAGGAAGAAAAUAUUUGUGUAGUCUUAAAAUGGUUGGUUUAGUAAUUAGCAGACUUUAAACGCAAGAAAAUUCAUGUUGAAGUCACGCUAAUAUUUAAAUGUUUUCAAAAAGAAUAAUAUUUAAAUUUUUCAAUAAAAUUAUUUUAUAUACUAUACAAAAUCAA
Messenger RNA from Zeugodacus cucurbitae (melon fly), 3020 nucleotides. It is a transcript of the gene fbl, whose product is annotated as pantothenate kinase 3. Lineage: Eukaryota; Metazoa; Arthropoda; Insecta; Diptera; Tephritidae. Gene Ontology annotation, molecular function: ATP binding; pantothenate kinase activity. Bases 773 to 2032 code for a protein of 419 amino acids. The record is from RefSeq and is a predicted model, not a curated record. The transcript is spliced from 8 exons. Gene Ontology annotation, cellular component: cytosol; nucleus. Gene Ontology annotation, biological process: coenzyme A biosynthetic process.